Messenger RNA from Amoebophrya sp. A25, 1537 nucleotides. The record is from the annotation of a GenBank genome assembly. Lineage: Eukaryota; Dinophyceae; Syndiniales; Amoebophryaceae.
CUUUAAUGUAUUAAUCGAUCAGGCCACUUUUCCUGUGGAUUUUGUGAUCGUCUUACACUUAUAAUACACGUUGCUCUACUGGUUCAUUAUAGUUACCAAUAUUUGGAAGUCAUUCACAUUGAUUCAUGAUCAACAUUUUCUCUUGUUCCGCGAGCGCUUUAUUUGCUAGACCUCGUCUAUCCAAAUAAUGGUUUUUCUCGACAACAACAUCGCUGUAAUGAGCAACCAAGUGUUGCCUCUUGGCCCUGGCCUUGUUUGUGAGCUGGAGCAAGCAGCAGGACAACGACCAGAUGGACGCACUAGCCGCCACCAGUUUCGCCCUAUUGGUCUGAAAGUUUUCGAUCUUGGGCAUGUCCUCUUGUCAUUGGGCAACACAAAAGUCCUGGCUUCCUGUCAUGGCGAAAUCGUUGCACCAGCAUCGGAAAAUGGCGCACGAGGAAAGAUAUCCUACAGCGUAGAAUUCGGAGGCAUAGCCGAUGCAGCUUUUCAGGACGCGGCAUUCUACAACACGAUUCCAAAUGCGGGAAGCGGAUCGACUAGUGGCAUGAUUCCACAGAAUAGUGGAGGAGUGUUAAACGGACCUACUAGCCGCGGGAACGGAUCAGCAUCCUCAUCAACCACAACUGGUGGAGGCCAUUAUGUUCCGCCUCAACAACAACAGACCCAGUCUCAACAACAUACUCAGCACAGGGGUCCCCGCGAAGCAGCUACCAUUGUGCAGCAGAGGAUUGAGAAGGUUUUGUCACAUGCGGUUGAUGAAGAGAGUUUGUGCAUCGUGGCCGGCAAGCAGUGCUGGCAUUUGAGCAUACAUGUUAGGGCCCUGAACAACGACGGAAACCUAGCGGAUUGUGCGGUUUUGGCUGCUUUGAUGAGUCUCAAGACGUAUAGGAAAAAAGUGGUCGAAGUCGUUCAUGAAGACUUGUCUGUACCGAGUAAGGAAGAGGAAGAUAAAAAUCGCCAAGGAGGAGCAGGGCCGCAAACAGCAGGAAUAAACAUGACAGGAGCUGCUUCUCGUACUGCCGAGAACAAGAAUGGUCUCCGUCUUUACAGUGCCGCUGAGCGUGAGCCAGCUGCUUUGAGCGUUCAUUUUCUACCGAUCCCAGUGACUUUUGGAUUCUUGCCCACUGGUGAUGCAAUCGCAGAUCCCUGUAGAGCCGAAGAACAGCUCGCUGACGGUGGAGCCACCCUAGCGGUGAAUCAAUUCGGGGAAAUCUGUCUCGCGGAUAUUGUAGGACCAGUACCUGGUGAAGAUCCUACGCAGACCCUGUUUGAAGAGCUGUUGCCAGUAGCUGCCGAACGAAGUAGAGAACUUCUAGGCUUAUUGGAACUAAGAAUCAAGGAGUUCGAAGAACACAGACAAAAAGUCAGAACUAAAAAGUGUUGAUGGUGGUCUUCCUCUAUGGAAGCCUUCUAAGUUGAUGAUCUACAUGAAGAUACAAGUGCAAUACAUUGUUUCGUCCCGCCUAGUUAUUUUCUACCUCCCAGAAGAUGGUAUUUUUACUAUUAAAAAGUAGACCUCCCAUGUUCUUGCACCAAG